AGACCAUAUACAACAAAAUUUGACCUGGCGUUCUCUUGUGGUUGUGGCCAAAGAGUACUCGUACUGUACUGUACUCGUGCAUAUCUUCUUCCACCCUCCAUUCACCUGUCCUUUGUUCAUCCUGGUCAUCUUUCUUGUCUUGGUUGGUGUCGUGAUACGAUCCGAUCUGAUUGAUCGCUGCGUUUCUUGUCCCACCCUUCCACCCUCCCUCUCCCUCUCUGUUCCCUUGACUCUCCACCCUUUUUAUUUUUCCCUUGACGUUGACCCACGGUAUCUUUUCCCUUCACUUCUUCACUCCCGCGAUCCACACCCUUCCGUUUUUCUUCUACCACAACUACCGCUCAACUAAUCCAGCUUCUUUGGCCUCUCAGUUUUUCUCAUUGAUACAUUUACAGUUCCAUUUCUUUUCCUCCAACUUUUGCAUACCCCGACCGCUAAAGCACACUGGCCUGUCUUUGACAUCUAUCUGCCAUUGGACGCCUCCGAGGCCGACUUUCUUAGCCACGGCCACUGACAAAAGGUCACGACACAACAGAUUUGUUCUGAUACCCUGUUUACCGUUUGCCGACAAAUACGCCCCUCGUUCUCAUUUCCUUCGUCUUUUCCUAAAAAUUUCCCCCUCCGCUGUACAGUGACAUUGACCCCGCCCCCUCCUCCAGGCACUCAGAGGUUGCUUGCCGCUCGUUUCUCCUCCCACGUCCAGCCAAAUUUCUCUUACUCUUCCGUCUCUUUCCCAUAGUUUACCUAUUCGUCAUCAAAUGGAGUCUAAUUCACUAUGGAACCGACGGUCCAACACUGGUAAACUUUCUCUUUCGGUGUCUUCGUCUGCGCACAAUAACAGUAACAAUAAUACCACUGGCGAUGCCCCCUCCUCCAGGAUUUUCGGGCCUCCCUCUGCCAAACUCACCUCUUCUCACAAACCGUCGUAUGAAAAUCCCUUCGCCAAGCUACAUAAUAUCAAUACUGGUCAUCCGGCACUUCCGUCUCCAACCGCAAACGCAGCCAAGUCUGCGUCUGCUGCCUUCAAUCUCGGGAUCGGAGGUGCCUUUGGCUCUUUUGGACUCAAGACUCCGAAGACUCCAGGCGGAGACGGUCUGAAUGCUGCUGGUAGUAUCAGUACCGGCGCAAUUGCUACCCCUUCGUUGCCGAAGGGUUUGACUGCCUCCGAAGUUGUUGCUGGAACCAAAAAGUCCAACAGUAAUCUUGCUGCUGUUAACCAGCAGGAUUCCCAUCCAUUGAAGAAUGUUUGGGUAGUUUGGUACCGCUCUCCGGGAAACAAGUUCCAGGACUAUGAAAAGUCCACGCAGAAGAUUGCGUAUUUUGGGACCGUUGAGGAGUUCUGGUGCGUCUACUGUCACUUGCGCAGGCCGAAUGUCCUGCCACACGUGAGCGACUACCAUCUCUUUAAGAAAGGAAUUAGGCCGGUUUGGGAGGACAAGGAGAAUAGGAAGGGUGGGAAGUGGAACAUCCGUCUGAAGAAGGGUGUUAGCACUAGAUACUGGGAGGAACUUCUCUUGGCGAUUGUCGGCGAUCAAUUUGGUGACGCCGGUGAGGAUCUUUGUGGGGCUGUUUUGAGCAUUAGAGGAAAUGAGGAUGUUCUCAGUGUUUGGACUAGAGUGGACGGGUCGAGCUGCUUGAAGAUCAAGGAAACUGUCAAACGCAGGCUUAACCUUCCACAAGGAACCAGAAUCGAGUGGAAAUCCCAUGCAUCCUCCCUUGAGGCGGUCAACCAGAAGUCGCAGAGCCAGAAUCAAAAUCAGGGCCAGGCUCAACCCCAGUAAUUCUUCAAAUAAUUUUGUUUCCUGCUUUCCUUGACAUUUGCCUUUCUAUGUGAGUGGGAGGGGAUCGAGAGUUGUGUCUGGUUAAUCACUACUAGCGCCAUACUGUUAUUAUCAUUCCAACAACAUCACUACUAUGGAUUAGCUAGUGUAUUUUCACGCUAUUAUAUGACAGGGUGACAUUUUCUAUCUCUCCACCUCUUCCAUUUUUACUCCUUGCCUGAUUUGCGUCGGGUGGGUAUGGGGGCGGUCUGGGCACCUUUUUUUCUCUUCUGUAAAGUAGUUUUGAUGUUUUCCGGGUCUAUGAUUGUGCGUGCUUUUUCUUCCUUUUUAUCAAACGGGGUAUGUGGUGGGUAAGUCAUUUUCGUUUUGUUUUAUUUUUUUUCCUCCGGUAACAUCAACAUUAUCGGUAUUUCUCGCUCAAAGGAACAAGAUCUUUGAUCUGUCUUUUCUGCUCUGUUUUCCAUACAAAUUAAGAUGGAUUGGGGUUGCAUUUGUUGUUUUUCUCCUUUUUUGUUUUUACCUUGUUUGUGGUUUACUUGUCCCUUUUGUCGCAAUAGUUUGAGCAGGUGGAUGGUGGGUUCAUACUUCGUUUUCCUUGGUGGGUGUUCUAUUUUUUAUCCUUAUUUUUAUCACGGGUGUUUUUGGCUUGGGUGAGGAGGAGUGGGAGAGAACCAUGGGAUUGCGAUAGAGCGGAUUGCAAGGGUUCACAGUGGGGUUGGGUCUGAAUGCUCGUUGGUGAGAAGGGGGGGAAAGGGAGAAAGAAUGGUAAAAGAAAAGAGAGAGAGUGAUGUGAUAAAACAUUUCGCUAGGAAGGGGGGAAGAAGAAGAGGAGGAGGAGAAUUGCUAUAUCAUAGCGAUGCUGUAUUAUCGUGUUCCAUCCAUGUAUGGACUGACGAAAGACCUAAACACCGGUAGAGGUACU
Tuber melanosporum (Perigord truffle) is the source of this 2703-nucleotide messenger RNA. RefSeq lists its product as uncharacterized. Gene Ontology annotation, cellular component: eukaryotic translation initiation factor 4F complex; cytoplasm. NCBI's taxonomy places the organism in Eukaryota, Fungi, Ascomycota, Pezizomycetes, Pezizales, Tuberaceae. The record is from RefSeq and is a predicted model, not a curated record. Gene Ontology annotation, molecular function: translation initiation factor activity; RNA 7-methylguanosine cap binding. The coding region runs from base 759 to 1781 and encodes 340 amino acids. Gene Ontology annotation, biological process: translational initiation. The transcript has 3 exons.